This is a messenger RNA of Oncorhynchus keta (chum salmon), 2989 nucleotides long. RefSeq names its product transforming growth factor beta-3 proprotein-like. Lineage: Eukaryota; Metazoa; Chordata; Actinopteri; Salmoniformes; Salmonidae. The record is from RefSeq and is a predicted model, not a curated record. Gene Ontology annotation, cellular component: extracellular region. Gene Ontology annotation, biological process: BMP signaling pathway; transforming growth factor beta receptor signaling pathway; regulation of cell population proliferation. Gene Ontology annotation, molecular function: type III transforming growth factor beta receptor binding; type II transforming growth factor beta receptor binding; cytokine activity. The coding region runs from base 529 to 1755 and encodes 408 amino acids. The transcript is spliced from 7 exons.
GGUGACUGCAGCAAGGCACAGUCGCGUGCGGGUCAGAGGCAAGCACGAAGUUGUUAAAGAUAAAUACAAAAAGGAAGGAUGCAGAGUUUGUGGGGCGAGUUGGGCGACAUAAUUGAAAGAAAAUAGUUAAAUACAAGAAUGAGAAAGAAAAGUAAAGUGCCUAUAUGCGUUCAGUAACUAUAACGACGAUGGAGACAAUUGCUGCGCUGGGUAGAUUUUAGGUUUGGCGCGCGCUGGGGAAUUCAUUCCUUUGGAAAGGCGAUGUCUGAUGGGCGAAUAUACACCUGGAUUUCUCUGGAUUACAAACCAACAGAAAGGGUUUUCCUCGGGAGAGGGCGUAUGUGUAUGAAGGAGACAAAUACAAGUAAAGAGAAAAGUUAGUUAAUAAGAGACUGCUAUAAAUUUGAUUAUGAAAAGUUUUUAACAUAUUUUUACGCGUAGGAACCUUGGGAAUUAGUCACAUGUGAAUCCGUCAGUAAUCUGUUAUUAUUCGAAGUGUUCCUAAACCAAUCAGAGAGAAACAGAAACAUGUAUCUGGGUAAAACUCUUCUGUUUGUCCUACUCUUAAACUGCGCCACCACGAGCCUAUCUUUCUCAACAUGCGCUACCGUAGAUAUAGACCAUGUGAAGCGGAAAAGGGUCGAGGCGAUACGGGGACAGAUACUGAGUAAACUCCGGACGACCAGCCCGCCACACUCACUGGGACCCAGUCAGGUCCCUUACCAGAUCCAGGCCUUGUAUAACAGUACCCGGGAGCUGCUUGAGGAGUUGGGGAGAGACCGGCAGCAAAGUUGCGGCCAAGACAACACGGAGACCGAAUAUUAUGCCAAAGAGAUAUACAAGUUCAACAUGGUCCAAGGGCCGCCUGACAACAAUGACCUUCCAUACUGUCCUAAAGGAAUCACUUCCAAAGUGUUCCGUUUCAACAUCUCAGUGAUGGAGAGGAAUUCCACCAACCUGUUCCGAGCCGAGUUCCGAGCUCUGAGGGUUCCAAACUCUGCUGCCAAUAGGAAUGAACAGAGGGUGGAGCUCUACCAGAUCCUGAGGCCAGACGAGCACAUAGCUAAACAACGCUACAUCGGAGCCAAGAACGUGCUGACCAAGGGAACGCCCGAAUGGGUCUCCUUCGACGUGACAGAGACGGUACAGGAGUGGCUGAUGUACAGAGAGACCAACCUGGGUCUGGAGAUCAGCGUACACUGCCCGUGCCACACCUUCAACCCCAACGGUGACAUCAUCGACAAUGUGAACGAGGUGCUGGAGGUCAAGUUCAAAGGGGUAGAAGGGGAGUAUGAGGAGCAGGGUCGUUGGGACCUGGGCAGGUUGAAGAAACAGAAGGAGCGGUCCCUGCCUCAUCUCAUCCUCAUGAUGAUCCCUCCUCACCGUCUGGACCCACAGCCACGUAGACGCAAACGGGCCCUGGACACCAACUACUGCUUCUCCACUGUUGAGGAGAACUGCUGUGUACGUCGUCUCUACAUCGACUUCCGUCGGGACCUGGACUGGAAGUGGAUCCACGAGCCUAAAGGAUACUUUGCUAACUACUGCUCUGGACCCUGCCCUUACCUGAGGAGCUCCGAUACCACACACACACAGCUGCUGAGCCUGUAUAACACUCUGAACCCAGAGGCUUCAGCCUCUCCCUGCUGCGUUCCCCAGGACCUGGAGCCUCUUACCAUUCUCUACUACUCUGGACGUACCCCUAAAGUAGAGCAGCUGUCCAACAUGAUCGUCAAAUCCUGCAAAUGCAGCUGAAGAGGUUCGGGAGUAGGCCCGAAGCCUGGGAGUAGGGUGGUGGGGUUGUCCCACGGAAGGUGACCUGUAUUGGGGCACUAGAGCCAGCCAGCCUGCCUGCCUAGCUGUAGAAAACUACCACCAUCCAUGUUAUUUUGUAUUCGGACUAUGUUGCCUGCCACGUGGAUCUUAACACCACUUGAACUGAAGGACCCUAUCCUGAGGACAUAGUAUGUUAGACUUUGCGAUUCUAACUUCUAAUCUUCAUCAUCGUUUUUUUUUUUUUUAGAGAGAGAGACGUCAAAUCGUUUCAUUUUGACAUGUUUAACAAACUGGGUUUCCUUCACCUUCCUACAAACAGUGGGCAUUCUUCAUAACACACAAAGGAGAAAGGACAGACUAGCUGCUGUAUCUGAAGACAGCUAGAGGGAAAGGAGAAAGGACAUGAGACGGAGAGAGAAGAGAGAGAGUGAGAGUAGAGAGAAUGCCUGCAGGGUUUGCAAUGGAAAGUAAAGUGAGCAGAAGAGAUAGAAGCCAAGAUUAUAAUUUUUUUAUUAUAAUUUUUUUUGUCCAACCAAAAAAGCAGCGACCAUUUUUUUUUUUUUUUGUCGUCCUCGAAUGCAAACGGAGCGGAGGGAGGAAGGACCUUUACAGAUGGAGAAAGAUAUUAUUCUGUGGCUAUUAGCCAUUUAGCACUCUUCCAAAACACCCACCGCGACUCCCUUUGAAGACUUGCUUGACAUGUUUGAAUUUAAAAAUAAAUGAAAAAAAUCGGGCCCAAACACAAUGUGCUGGAAAUUAAUAUUGAUCUGUAAAACUCCGUAUGUACAAAUGUUUCUCCUUCUUCUUCUUCUCCUUCUUCUUCCUCUUCUUCUCCUCCUUCUUCUUCCUCUUCUUCUCCUCCUUCUUUUUCUUCUUCUCCUUCUUCUUCUUCUCCUUCUUCUUCCUCUUCUUCUCCUUCCUCUUCUUCUCCUCCUUCUUCCUCUUCUUCUCCUCCUUCUUCUUCCUCUUCUUCUCCUCCUUCUUUUUCUUCUUCUCAUCCUUCUUGUUCUUCUUGUUCUUCUUCUUCUUCUUCUUCUUCUUCCUCCUCUUCUCCUCCUUCUUCUUCUCCUCCUCCUUCUUCUCCUCCUUCUUCUUUUUCUUCUUCUUGAAAUUGGCAGAUGUUCUCUGUUAUGCAGCGUGUUGUCAUACGGUGAUUGAUUGAUGGUUGCUGUAUCUGUCUAAUCCCUUUGAUAUUAAACUGUUAAACUCGUCA